AUGAUUAAAAUCCGUCAGUACAUCGCACCACAAGCAUUAAAUGAUUCUGUCGAUUUGUACAAUGCAAAUAUUUCAAAUAUUUCAAUAAAAUCAUCACAAAAUCAAGUCUAUCACGGACUGACAUAUUUGAAUAUAUUUAGUUUAGCUAUUGUUGUUGUAUGGACAUUGGCAUCAAUGAUAUCCUUGUAUUGUUUAUGGCAAUCAUUUAAUUUAUUUCAACAAGAAGUUCAAGAUGUAACAUAUGAAAUUGUCGAUUUUCAUACAAAUGAUAGUGAUGCUAAACCGAGGGAAGUGUUUCGUUUAACAAACUUACAAGAUCUAUCAAGACCUCAUAUCCAGCAGCACGCUUCAAAACAACGGCCUCCACCCCCAACUAGACAAACACGAACAGUUCCAAAUCUUAUUAAACACGUAUAA
Messenger RNA from Didymodactylos carnosus, 417 nucleotides. The record is from the annotation of a GenBank genome assembly. Lineage: Eukaryota; Metazoa; Rotifera; Eurotatoria; Philodinida; Philodinidae.